Prunus persica (peach) is the source of this 693-nucleotide messenger RNA. RefSeq lists its product as uncharacterized. The record is from RefSeq and is a predicted model, not a curated record. Lineage: Eukaryota; Viridiplantae; Streptophyta; Magnoliopsida; Rosales; Rosaceae. The transcript has 2 exons. The coding region runs from base 206 to 457 and encodes 83 amino acids.
AGAUAUGAAGCAGACGAAUAUAGAACAAGCAAAGAAAAAAGAUCGUUGGCAUAUUAGUGUCAUCUCAUUUUCUUGGUGAGUAGGCGAGUGGCCCAGAAAAAUAUAAAGAACUAAUCUAAUCUAAACCCUUAAUCUAUUUAUUAACGGGUCUCCAGCAGUCUCUCAAUAUUGAUCGCCUGAGAGAGAGAGAGAGAGAGUGAGAGAGAUGGAGGAGGAUAAGGGAAGGUUAUGCAGGAGGUGCAAACAAAGCUACAGUCCUGCCUCCAACACUCCUUCCUCAUGCCGCUUCCACCCUUCUUUCUUCGUCUGUCGCCGUCAUGACGACCAGAAAAGGUACUAUGAAUUGGGACCCAAAGAUCCGCCGUACGCAGCCAAGUUCUAUGACUGUUGUGGGGCUGAGGAUCCUGAGGCAUCCGGUUGCACUACCAGUUUCCAUGUUUCAUAUGAUGAUGAUUGAUGUAAUAUCUCUCUUUCUUCAUUUCAGUCUUGCACUAUAAAAAUAAAUCUGUGCAUAUCUCCAGUAAUCUCCUCCAUUAUAUAUACUAAUUUUGAUAUGUAAUUGGGUUUCUUAAUGUCUUUGCAUGUUUCAUGAGAGUCAUAGGGUUGUGUAGUUUAGGCACGUCAAUUCUAUUGCUGCUGGCUAGUUGUGUUGUGAAAUAAAGUUAGACAAGACGUCACUAUUCUAUGAUGAAA